Messenger RNA from Angiostrongylus costaricensis, 1149 nucleotides. The record is from the annotation of a GenBank genome assembly. Lineage: Eukaryota; Metazoa; Nematoda; Chromadorea; Rhabditida; Metastrongylidae.
AUGUCGUCCACUCAACGAUCGCGAGAAGGGCCUCAACUCGAAGGGGCUUUUCAGAUAUGCGUUCAAAUGGAUGCGGGUUCUGCUCAGGUGGCUUUGCUCUCCGAUGGCCCUCCGAAAAUGUUCACCUUUGAUGGCGCGUACUAUAUGGAUGCCACCGGCGAACAGAUCUACAACGAUAUAGUCUAUCCAUUAGUCGAAAAUGUAAUCGAAGGCUACAAUGGCACUGUGUUUGCAUACGGUCAAACUGGCUCUGGAAAAACGUUCUCGAUGCAAGGCAUCGGUGAUCUUCCAACCCAACGAGGUAUCAUACCAAGAGUAUUCGAGCACAUCUUCCUUGCGACUGCUACCACUGAGAACAUGAAAUUUCUCAUACAUUGCAGCUAUUUAGAGAUCUAUAACGAAGAGGUACGAGAUCUACUUGGUGCAGAUAAAAAUCAGAAAUUAGACAUAAAGGAGCAUACAGAACGCGGUGUAUAUGUUGCCGGUCUGUCGAUGCACGUUUGUCAUGAUGUAGAGACGUGCCAUCAGCUGAUGGACAAAGGUUUUAGUAACAGACAUGUCGGCGCGACCUUGAUGAAUAAGGAUUCAUCACGUAGUCAUUCUAUAUUCACUGUCUAUGUGGAGGGGAUGAUGGAUAACGGUUCAAUUCGAACUGGAAAGCUGAACCUUGUCGAUCUCGCAGGAAGCGAACGUCAAUCUAAGACCGGGGCCACUGGAGAUCGUUUUAAAGAGGCUGCUAAAAUCAACCUAUCGCUGUCCGCUUUGGGAAACGUCAUAUCAGCUUUAGUGGAUGGGAAAUCGAAGCAUAUCCCUUAUCGCGAUUCAAAGCUGACGCGAUUACUGCAGGAUUCGCUUGGAGGUAAUACGAAGACCAUAAUGAUAGCAUGCAUCUCGCCUUCUGAUAAUAAUUAUGAUGAGACGUUAUCGACACUCAGAUAUGCGAAUCGUGCGAAGAACAUUAAGAAUAAACCAAGGAUCAACGAGGAUCCUAAGGAUGCCUUACUCAGAGAGUACCAAGAGGAGAUCGAGCGCCUUAAGGCUUUGCUUGCACCUGGAGCAAAUGCAGCAUCGAUAAUUCCGUUCGAUAUCGAAGCCGAAAGGGCGAAGUUACGCGAAGAGCUUGAGGAGACAAUGAGAGAAUUGAGGUAA